AUGUCGUCCGACAGCCAAGCGGGGCAAUCCUCUGCCAACAGCAAAACCAUCAUAAUCGGCCUCUCAGGUCCAUCAUCAAGCGGCAAGACGACCUUAGCAAGACUCUUGCGUCCCAUAUUCUCCGCGGACAACAAGAUCCGAACAUUUAUUAUCCAUGAAGAUGACUUUUAUCUCCCUGAUGACCGAAUACCGGUCGCUCGAACCAAAAAAGGAGAGUUAGUACAAGACUGGGAUACCAUAGGUGCCAUAGAUGUAGACUUCUUAUCUUCUGCAUUGGCCUAUGUGCGUGACCAUGGUACUUUACCCCCUCGGCUCAGGAGUAAAGAAGAUCAAAACGAAGCCAAGGAUCCGGGUGUUGCAAAAGAACUAAUCCAAACCAUUACGGAAGAAGUUAAGGGAAAACUGAACCAGGCUGGCCUUCUAAAAGGUGAGAGAGAAGUGACAAUUGCAUUCUUGGAAGGCUUUUUACUAUUCGCGCCACCCGCUACGGAAAAUCCGGGGCAUGUUUUGAGACAUGUUCAUGACAACAUCCAUUUACAUAUCUUUCUAUCUGCGCCUUAUGAUACUGUCAAGUCUCGACGAGAGGCGAGGAGUGGAUAUGUAACUAUCGGGCCCGCGCCGACACCAUCCGCCGAGCGAGAAGAUACAAAUGAACGAGGAGACGAGCAUAAAGGAUCAUCAUCGGCACCAGUUAAUUUGGAGGAAGAAGACAAAAGCGAACCCCAAAACUUCUGGACUGAUCCCCCUGGUUAUGUGGAUGAUAUCGUUUGGCCGAGAUAUGUCCAGGAUCAUGCGUGGUUGUUGGUGGCGGAGGAUGAUGAGGCGGAGCGACAGUCGCUAGCUGAUAGAUAUGCGGCUGGUUCGACGCAGACCGAGGAAGAGUUAUUGAGGCUGGCUGGGCAGGCUGUUAAUCUAAGGAGUGAUGCGGGUGUUGUGGUGGCGCCUGGGAAGGGUGAGAUGCCUAUGAGUGAGGUGUUGAGGUGGGCUGUGGAUGAGAUAUUGAGUUAUUUGAAGGUGUAG
Messenger RNA from Talaromyces amestolkiae, 1020 nucleotides. RefSeq lists its product as uncharacterized. Bases 1 to 1020 code for a protein of 339 amino acids. The transcript has 2 exons. The record is from RefSeq and is a predicted model, not a curated record. Gene Ontology annotation, cellular component: cytoplasm. Lineage: Eukaryota; Fungi; Ascomycota; Eurotiomycetes; Eurotiales; Trichocomaceae.